AUGGGAAUCCCGGCGCUCUCUGCCAUCCUGCCUUUGCUCACCGGAGCUUUGGCCUUGACUCAGGUCCACGCGGGCUUCCAUUCUUUGCAGUUUUUUGCCACCGCCGUGUCCCAGCCUGGUUUGAGGGAGCCUUCCUUCAUCUUCGUCGGCUUCGUGGACGACACGCAGUUCCUGUGCUACAACAACCAGGGGGAAAGUCAGAGGAUGGAGCCGCGCGCGCUGUGGGUGACGCAGAUGGGGCCCGAGUACUGGGAGAGGCAGACCCGGACUGUCAAGGACAUUGCAAGGAAUUCCCAAGUGAACUUGCGGGAGGCUAUGGGAGUCUACAACCACAGCGAGGAUGGCUCUCACGUCUUUCAGUGUGUGUCUGGCUGCGAAGUGGGGCCAGAAGGGCUCUUCCUCCGCGGAUACGAGCAGCACGCCUACGACGGCCGCGAUUACCUCGCCCUGAGCCAGGACCUGAGCUCCUGGACCGCAGGCGACAGCGCGGCGCAGAUCACGCUGCGCAAGUGGGAGGAAGCCGGUGUCUCUGAGCAAAGGCGCUCCUACCUGAUGGGCGAGUGUGUGGAGUCUCUCCGCACAUACCUGGAGAUAGGGAAGGAGACUCUGCUGAGAGCAGAUCCUCCAAAAGCACAUGUGAGCCACCACCCCAGACCUGAAGGAGACAGCAUCCUGAGGUGCUGGGCCCUGGGCUUCUACCCUUCAGACAUCUCCCUGACCUGGCAGAGGGAUGAAGUGGACCAGACCCAGGACAUGGAGAUAAUGGAGACCAGGCCUGCUGGGGAUGGAACCUUCCAGAAAUGGGCAGCUGUACUGGUGGCUUCUGGCGAAGAGCAGAGAUACACAUGCCAUGUGGUGCAUGAGAGGCUGCCUGAGCCCCUCAUCCUGAGGUGGGACCCUCCUAAGCACAUCACCCCCACCACUGGAAUCAUUGCUGGUGUGGAUCUCCUUGCGAUUGUGUUUGCCGGAGCUGUGUUUGCCAUUGUGAUGAGGAAGAGCAGAGGUAGGGAAGGGGCUGUGUCCGAGGGCUUUUGUCUCACUGUUACCAUAAGGCAUAAACAUACAUGCAUGCUUAUUCAAUCUAGGACCGUGUGUUCUGAGGCUUUCUAAAGCACAUUUGAAAAGAAGUGGCAAAUAUCGCACAUUGAUGUGAUCGGACAUGAUCUGCCAGUUGGGACAGAUCUGCAGGCUGGAACUUGGGCUUUGACUACAUCUCUCCGUUUUUUCAUUUCCUGAUUCCACUGUAGGUCUCCAGAUAAUAAUUCUGAAAACACACCUGAGGCGCUGAACUCAGAAAUUUUCUGCUAGGAUUUCCUACCCUGCAUCUUUACUUAUCCCUUUCUUCCUGCAGAUGGAAAAGGGUGUAGUCGCUCAGUCUGUCCUAAGAGUUUACUUUCCCCAUUUUUAUCUCGAUCCCUUGGCAACUUGUCUCAGCUCCUGACCUUUCUUUCUUUUCUUUUCCU
Acomys russatus (golden spiny mouse) is the source of this 1463-nucleotide messenger RNA. RefSeq names its product H-2 class I histocompatibility antigen, Q10 alpha chain-like. The record is from RefSeq and is a predicted model, not a curated record. Gene Ontology annotation, molecular function: signaling receptor binding; peptide antigen binding. The transcript has 5 exons. The coding region runs from base 1 to 1110 and encodes 369 amino acids. Gene Ontology annotation, cellular component: external side of plasma membrane. Gene Ontology annotation, biological process: antigen processing and presentation of endogenous peptide antigen via MHC class I via ER pathway, TAP-independent; positive regulation of T cell mediated cytotoxicity; antigen processing and presentation of endogenous peptide antigen via MHC class Ib. Lineage: Eukaryota; Metazoa; Chordata; Mammalia; Rodentia; Muridae.